Molecule: messenger RNA, 1092 nt
Organism: Monosiga brevicollis MX1
Lineage: Eukaryota; Choanoflagellata; Craspedida; Salpingoecidae
Exons: 4
Biological process (GO): transmembrane transport
Molecular function (GO): transmembrane transporter activity
Source: RefSeq, a predicted model, not a curated record
UUCUUGGGUGGCGGUGCCACGUCUUACCUAUGGGGCUUGGCCAUGGAUCGCCAUGGUCGCCGGCCCGUAGUGCUAGUCUCCCUCUUGGGGCUGGCCUGCACCACCGCUGCCUUUGGUCUCAGUCCGUCCUUGUGGGUUGCUGUCCUGGCUCGGCUCGGUUCUGGUGCCAUCACUUCCCUUCCCGUGGCCACCAAGGCCAUCAUUGCUGAUGUAGCCAAAGAUCAAGCGCAGGCCAUGACGUUUCUCACGGCCACAUGGGGCACGGGCAUGGUGGUUGGACCCAUGCUGGGUGGCUGGCUUGUCUCACCUCAUGCCGCAUCCCCCGGCGAGGAAGAUCACGGGCUAUUUGCCCAGCCGUUCGUUCAAGCUCAUCCCUUUAGCCUACCCUGCCUAGUGGUGGCCGGCAUCACGGCUGCUAUCUUUCUCGUGGCCUAUUGGGCGCUUCCUGAGACCCUUCAGGAUGAAGACAAAAAUGAGGACCAGCAAGAGACAAGCCACACCCACCAGACGAAGACGCUCGACUCGAGCAAAGCCGAUCAAGCACCCCUCAGUGGCGGCUUGCUGAGCAUGUUCCGUGCCAAAAACUCGCGCUUGACUUUGCUGCUCUACACUGCCUACAGCUUUGCCUCGAUUGGGGUCGAGGAGCUACACUCCAUUUUUUGCGCAACUCAGAUUGCGCGCGGAGGACUUGGCUGGACUUCGGCCAACAUUGGAACAAGUCUAGCCGUGAUCGGGCUCGUCCUGAUUGUUGUCCAGCCCUUGGUCUACCCACUUAUGGAGCGGCGCUUGCGCAUCAUCGGCGCCUUUCGCGUCAGCUGCAUUCUUGUGGUGCUUUUUACUGUUCUCUACCCUUGCACCCACAUUUUUGCCACAUCGUAUGCCGGUAGCGGUGCCCUUGUCUGGCCCGUUUUUCUCGUCGUCUCUUGUACCUUCAAGCUUUUUCUGGGUUGUUGCUUCACCUCCAUGAACUUGCUGCUCAACAAUGCCGUUCCCAUGAAUUUACGUGGUUCCAUCAACGGGUUGAGCAUGACGGCGGCCCAAGUUGUGCGCAUGAUUGCACCACUUAUGGGUGGCCUCAUCUUUUCGUGGUCC